AUGACAAACCCGUCGCAACUCUUCCUCCUUGCGGACCACAUCAAACUGUCCCUCCUCGAGCGAGAACGAGCUACAUCACUAAACCUAGAGCCGAACACACACGACAGCGAGAUUUCACGGUCAUUAGAGUCGAUGCGCGAUGGGCUUGAGAAGCUAGAAAACGACAACACUCUAGAUGCAGACGGAAAGCAGCAAGUGGCCACUUUACGCAGCCAGUACGACGACUUUGCAUCCCAGUUUUAUAACAAGGACAGCAACGAAGGGCCGAGUGAUGCCACAAAAGUGCCGAAUGAUCCAUCCCUAGGACCCGAUUUUGCCCAUGCGACUCGCGGAGCGAAUCUCCAGCAGCCGGUUCCUCAGCACCCGAUCUCGAAAUCGGUGCGGUUCACGGACGACGAUGAUGAUGACGAGGCGGAAUAUAACUCUAAUCGAGCGGCGCUUCUCCAGCCAUACCGAGAUGACCCAGCGCAUGAUGAGGAGGAUGGCCGCCAUCACUUGGACAUGAGCAACCUGAGUAACCAGCAGAUUCACUCACAUCACGAGCAAAUCCUGCAAGACCAGGAUGCGCAAUUGGAUCAGUUGGGCGAGUCGAUUGGGCGACAGCAUCAGUUGAGUAUCCAGAUUGGUGAUGAGCUGGAAGGGCAAAUCGCGCUUCUGGAUGAUGUCGAUGAGCAUGUUGAUCGUCACCAGGGACGAUUGAACAAUGCUCGUCGCAGGUUAGACAAGAUUCGGAGGAAGGCUGGCGAUAAUUGGAGUAUGAUGACUAUUGUAGGCUUGAUUAUUGUUCUUGUGAUUUUGAUUGUCAUUCUGAAGUGA
This is a messenger RNA of Talaromyces atroroseus, 816 nucleotides long. RefSeq lists its product as hypothetical. The coding region runs from base 1 to 816 and encodes 271 amino acids. The record is from RefSeq and is a predicted model, not a curated record. The transcript has a single exon. NCBI's taxonomy places the organism in Eukaryota, Fungi, Ascomycota, Eurotiomycetes, Eurotiales, Trichocomaceae.